CGCAGGCGGCAUCGCCCCGGCAAAGCGGGAGCGUGCGGGGAGCCCGGGGCUCCCGGGAGCCGGGCUCGGGAGCGGGGCGCCCGCUGGGCUGCAGCAGCGCCCGGGCGAUGGCUGACGGGGCCCGCCCUCGGGUGCCUGUGAUAUUUGAGGACGUCACUGUCUAUUUGACCCUUGAGGAGUGGGAGGAAUUGACAGAAUGGCAGAAGGCGCUGUACCAGGAGGUGAUGAGGGAGAAUUACAAUCAUCUGAUUUCACUAGCAGCUGAUUUCAGGCUCCUAAAGAAGGAGGAUGAGGAUGAUAGGGAAAAUGCUGAGAACCUGGGACAACUCGAGACACCACUCAGAGACUCUGAAAAGGAAUAUCAUUCGCUUUUUUCUAUCCAGGGAGUAAACCGCACUGGUCAGGGCAGCCUUGCUGUGGGGAGGAGAAACAAACUAAAUCAAGCCCACCUGAAAGGAAAGCAUGUUGAAACCGCAAAUCCACAGCAGCUCAGCCCAGAUGAGAAACCUCACAAAUGUAGCGAAUGUGGGAAAAGCUUCCAGAAGCAUGGGAAUCUGAAACGCCACUUUCAGACGCACACUGGGGAGAGACCCUACCCCUGCCCGGAGUGUGGAAAGAGCUUCCGCCAAAAGCACCAUCUGGUAACGCACCAGAGAACCCAUUCAGGGGUGGCGCCGUAUAACUGCCCCCAGUGUGGGAGGAGCUUCAGCUCGUCUGCCCGCUUUAAAACACCCCGGAGCACCCACCGGGGGGAGAGGGCGUUUCCUUGCAGCGAGGGCAGGGAAAGCUUCCAGACGUUCCGAGUUCUUCAAGUUCAUUCACACUGGGCAGGAGCUGCAGAGGUGUAAUGACGGUGGGAGAAGUUUCAGCUGUAAGCAAACCCUUAGGGUCCACCAGAGAAUCCAUGCUGGAGAGAACCCGUACAGCGGUCC
Molecule: messenger RNA, 932 nt
Organism: Caretta caretta (loggerhead turtle)
Lineage: Eukaryota; Metazoa; Chordata; Testudines; Cheloniidae
Product: zinc finger protein 92 homolog
Biological process (GO): regulation of DNA-templated transcription
Source: RefSeq, a predicted model, not a curated record